Paramuricea clavata is the source of this 3777-nucleotide messenger RNA. The record is from the annotation of a GenBank genome assembly. NCBI's taxonomy places the organism in Eukaryota, Metazoa, Cnidaria, Anthozoa, Malacalcyonacea, Plexauridae.
AUGAAUAAGUUGAGGGAACAUCUUUACUUAUGUCCUGCAAAUAAUACGGCAACAACGGCAACUACCUCGAGAAAUACCAGGUAAGCUUACACUACAGAUUAAAGGAUAAACAGCUCUUAUCCAUAGUCAAUUCCAUGAGUAACCAUGCCCCCCCCUGUAAUAUACUGUACCUGGACGUUAGCAAUUUUUUGGGAGGAAAAAGGCAAAUCCCUGGCCGCUGGGAGACACCAGGAGGGAAAUGUACAGUAUGCCCCCCCCCCCCGGACAAUCAUUAGAUGGCAAAAAGUAACAAUACACUGUUACUGAACUAAAGUUUAAUACCAGAAGAUUUUUGAUAAUUGAGUUUUUUCGCUAGUGUCAAAUGUUUGGGGUCUUUUAGCCGCCAAACAAUGGGCCCGGUCCCUAACCUGUGUGCAAAUUCACAGCCCCAGGAAUGGUGUGCCUAGCAAAUGCCUGGCAAUGUCCCAGGGAGGAGGAUGCUUACUCAUGGAAUUGACUCAUGCAUUAUUUAGAAAUAUGUCUCCUCCUCCAACCUCCCCACCAAUAUCAAAUUGCUUCUUAUGCCACUCAUCAAAAUGGGAGUUUACCUAAAUUUACUAUUACAGUUGAUUUCAUAUAACCAUUCCCUGAAUGUUGCGAACUUCAUUUGGAACUUUGUUGUGAAGUUCAAAAGUUCACACUAAAAUUCACAAGCCGGUUUGUAAACAAAACCUCUGAUUGAUCCCUGUACAAAAAUAAGCCAAUCAGAGGCUUUGUUUACAAGCCGGCUUGUGGAUUUCUGUAUGAACUUUUGAACUUCAUAACGGAGUUCAGAACAAAGUUCGCAACAUUCAGAGAAAAGUUAUGUGAAAUCAACUGUAAAAAGUAAAAUUAAUAGGAUUUGAGGGCACUCAAAUUUUCAGAUUUUCCAUUCCUGCAGGACAGUAUUUUUUGCAAUUUCUGAUGUGGAUUUUCUUGGAAAUUGCUGUAUUCUUAGGAUUUAUUAGAAAUAAGACAACUUCCUUCUUAUUUCCUUCUUGACAACAAAAUGUCCUUGCUAUUCCGUUGUAAUGUUUAUUUCCAAGGCAACAAUCACAUUUCCUUGAAAAGGCCAAAAUUUCUUUUUGCAACAAAAUUACAGUCAGUUUAAUUCAUUCUGACAUUUGCGAACUCUUUUUAUUCUGACAUUUGCGAACUCUCUACUUGAUGAUUUGAAGUGUCUGCUUGUCUGGCAGCGGACAAAGUAACAUAUGACUAUAUAUGGCUUAAUAAAUUAGUUCCGGUUCCGGCCGGAACUUAAAAAACCGGUUCCGGUGCAUCCCUAGGUACACCAUCAAAUUGAUCAAAAUGUCAAAUGUAUAAUAAUAAUGAGAAUUGGAACUGUUUCAUUUCAGAUAUAUUAAUAUACUUAGGAAAACAAUUGAAAAUUAUUUCCCUUUCCCCCCAGAAUUUGGGCAUCCAAAGGUGCCAUUUUUCAUUCAAGGGCGUCCCAGCCUUUCUGGCUAAAAGCCUGGCCUCCUGUCUCUACAGUAUCUGCAACACCAUAAAUUAAAUGAGUUUUUAUUAACCAGUUAUUUCCUCAUUUGAGUUUCAAUGUUUAAUCAUGUAAUAAAUUAAUAUGAAAUAAUAGGGAUCAGAAUGUAAGUGUUAUUGAAGUUGAUGAUGCUCGUGAUGCUGAUGAAGAGGAAAUACUACCUGAGGCUACCUUCCUGAAUAAUCCGAGUGAAACAGACAAUCCAGUGACAAGGGUAAAUACCAAACUAAAACUAGAAAUACAUACUGUACAUGCAUGCAGCAAUAGUCUGUGUGUUGUGACCUCAAAAAAAGAUCUGAAAUAUUUUUACGGAACUAACACUUUCGAACACGCUGAGUUCAAAUCCGAAAAGUUCCCACAUGAAGUAUUUGAUGAUUAAAAACAAUAGUAGUUGCAAUGCUAACAUGAAAAUAAUAUGGGAAAAUAUUAAACAAUAAGUAUAGGAAAUUACACAGUUCCAGUAUAGCUGCAGGGGAAACUUAAAAAACUCGUUUUGCUGACAAUAGUUUGCACGGAAAUAGGGUAAAAUAUAUUUGCUUUUGAAAUACGCACAAGCUUUUUGUUAGUUAUAUUUUGGUCAAGCCACAUUUGUUGCAGGAAAAAGACCAUUGUAAGGGGAUAGUCAUUAAAUACAGUGGGGGGAGGGGGGGCGGGGGGGUUGGAGGAGAAACUGAAAUUUUUAACAAAAUUUUUCAGACCAUCUAUUACAUAAUGGACGACAACUUUGCACCACUUAGCACUUCGCUAUAUUCUCAAAUAUGCGAGUGUAAAUAGCCGAACGGAAUUAGUAACUUUGCCCGGGCCCAACAACGCCCGAACGGCGCUGUUGGCUCGGGGAUGAUAAAUUCGUGCGAAUGGCUUCACAAAACAAUAGUUACAGUGCUUCCUUAGAAGGAUAAUUUCCAUACUUCAUUGUCUUCAUGAACAACCAAUUACUAAGUUUGUUCAUAUAGGUUGGUGGCGAGACUGGCGACCCAGAGUCUACCAAGAUGCAGGACACAGAAGAAAGUGAUGAUUUACUGUAUGCCUCUCUUCUGUUCCAUGAGAUUAAUGCUGAAUAUCUAUCAGACGAAGAUACUGAACUAAUUGAAGAAAAAGUUGAUGAAAAUUCUCCAAACGAUGAUGAAGUUGUUAUGGAUAUUAGUGAUAUUUUACAACAGCUUGCAUCUGCCAACAUCGAUAAUGAAAAAAUUUCCAAAUUCAACAUAUGCCGCAGUAAUAUUUGCGAUGGUAUUUUUAGAGGAAUGACUAGGAAGUCAUUUUCUCCAAACAAAAAGUUAUCAGUCAAAUUUACUGAUGAUGUCGGUCUCUCUGAAGGUGCAGUGGAUAUGGGUGGGCCAAUGAGGGAAUUUUUUACUUUAUCCCUUGAAGCAAUAUUAUCAAGCAAACUUUUUUGUGGGCAAGAGCAUUCAAGGUUGUUGUCUUAUGAUGCUAAGGCUCUGAAACAUGACGAGUGCGUCAUGGCUGGUCAGUUGAUUUCAAUGGCUCUAGUUCACGCUGGAGUAGCUCCUAGUUGUUUUAGCCCUGUGUUAAAUAUUUGAUUCUCUUAUUAAAGGCCAUGCGAAAGUUCAUGUUCCUAUUGAUGCUGUGUAUGAUCUGGAGCUGCAGUCGUCUCUUAAAAAUUUAAUGUCUGUUGAAUCGGUCAAUGAAGCCAAUAGGUUGAUAGCAGAUAAGAAAUUAGAGGAAAUUCAAGAGCGUUCUGGCACCCUCUGCGAAGCAUAAGCGAUGUUAAAGAUGUGGUUUGUGAGAUUGCUCACUGGUAUGUCCUUGAUAGGACUAGGGCAGCCUAUGAGAGCUUUAAAAGUGGAAUAACAUGCUUAGGUUUGCUUGAUGCUGUUAUUAAGAAUUCCGAUUUGGUCCAAAGAGUGUUUUGUUUCUACCCACAAGUGUUAAGUUCUGAUUCAUUUGAGCAACUUUUUGUUGUGAAUAGAAGUGAACAACUCUCCAACAGAUGGGAGGUAGAGAACAGACUUCUCGCGUUUUGGAGAGAUUUCCUGUUGGAUGUUGAGGAAAAGGAAUGUGAACUCAGUUUUUCUGACAUUCUAUUUUUUGCAUCAGGGUUGAGGGUUGUUCCUUGUCGAAGCAUUUUGCUGCAGUUAGAAUUCUUGCAUGAACCAGAACAAAAUGGUCUUCUCUCAAAGUUUCCUAAAGCAAACACUUGCUCCUGCAUUCUCCGUCUUCCUGUUGUUCACACUCAGUAUGUUGACUUCAAAUCUGAUUUUCAGUUUGCUGUUAGAAAUGCUAAGGGUUUUGGUAUACCUUAG